This is a messenger RNA of Oncorhynchus masou masou (cherry salmon), 1964 nucleotides long. Its product is annotated as arrestin-C-like. The record is from RefSeq and is a predicted model, not a curated record. The transcript is spliced from 16 exons. Gene Ontology annotation, biological process: G protein-coupled receptor internalization; signal transduction; visual perception. Bases 205 to 1287 code for a protein of 360 amino acids. Gene Ontology annotation, molecular function: G protein-coupled receptor binding. NCBI's taxonomy places the organism in Eukaryota, Metazoa, Chordata, Actinopteri, Salmoniformes, Salmonidae.
AAACAGCAGCCAGCUAAUUAAUUAAUAGGAUUGGGCCUAAAUGUAGUGUCCUAUAACGUGCCGGGGAAGCUGAGGGGAGGGUGGCGAGGUUGAGAGGUCGAGUUAUAAGACCGGAGGAUGGGAGGUGAAGGACGCUCACAAACGCUCAGACAAAAGACACAGUCAGGACACUGAGGAGACAACCUCAUCCAAUUCACCACAGACAUGGCAAAAGUCUACAAGAAGACCAGCGGCAACGAAUCAAUUGCUCUCUACCUGGGGAAGAGAGACUUUGUGGACCAUGUGGAGAGUGUUGACGUCGUCGAUGGGGUGAUCAAGGUGGACCCCGCUGAACUUGAAGGCAGGAAAGUAUGGGUGUAUCUGGCAUGCGCCUUCCGUUAUGGUAGUGACGACCUGGAUGUGAUCGGGCUGUCAUUCAGAAAAGACAUCUGGGUUAAAAGGAUUCAGAUCUACCCUGUUGUUGGCACCAAUCCAGCCAACACCCCCAUGCAGGAGGCCCUCCUGAAGAAAUGUGGGGACCAAGGCCAUCCCUUCACUUUCACUAUUGAUACCAACCUGCCAUGCUCAGUCGGCCUUCAGCCCGCACCAGAGGAUGCUGGCAAGUCUUGUGGUGUUGACUAUGAGGUGAAAGCAUACAUCGCCAAGGAGGCAGAUGACCCUGAUGAGAAAAUUAGCAAGAAGGACACUUGCCGUCUGAUCAUUCGUAAGAUCCAGUUUGCCCCAGGCAAAGUGGGUGCUGGACCAAAGGCUGACAUCAGCAAGAACUUCAUGAUGUCUGACAAGCCAGUCCACCUGGAGGCCUCCAUAGAGAAGGAGCUCUAUUUCCAUGGAGACCCAAUCCCUGUAAAUGUCAAAAUCAACAAUGAAACCACCAAAGUGGUGAAGAAAAUCAAAAUUACAGUUGAGCAGACAACAGAGGUGUUGCUUUACCAGUCUGAUAAAUAUUCCAAGAUGGUUCUUACUGAGGAAUUUGCGGAGGAAAUAAAAGGUGAAUCCACCCUGGAGAAGACGUUCACGGUGAUCCCUCUGCUGUCCAACAACAAAGAGAAACGUGGUCUGGCCGUGGACGGCAGACUAAAGGAUGAGGAUACCAACCUGGCUUCCACCACAAUCAUCCGUCCUGGCAUGGAUAAAGGAAUGCAGGGAAUCAUGGUCUCUUACAAAAUCAAGGUGAACCUCUUGGUCUCCAGCGGAGGCCUCUUGGGAGGCCUAACAGCCAGUGAUGUUGGAGUAGAACUCCCCUUGGUAUUGAUGUCCCCCAAACCCGCAGAUGUCCCAGUGGAGUAAAUGCCUCUGUAGUGCAGAACGGAUAUCAAAUUUGAGUAGAUUCCUCAACAGAAGAGGCAGAAGGGCAACAAGGAAGAGAAACCGCGACAGACAGCAGAUUCGGACACACUAUGGCCAACUGACGCCAGAGAAACUAAACACCAAUAGGAAAACACAGAACACCCGAGACUAUCAUAACAAUAUGCAUUCUUUUUACUCUCUUCCCACUGAGCACACAAUAGUUGAAUUAACGUUGUUCCCAUGUCAUUUCAACAAAAUGACUUUGAACCAACGUGAAAUGGACGUUCAAUUGACGUUUGUGCCCAAACCUUACUUCAACAUUAGAUCUAUUGAUAAGGGCACAUGCAUUCUACACCAAUCACACACACUGGGAUGUUGUCAUAUCCCAGUUAGACAAGGGAGCUCAGAAUCCCCUUUAACAAAGCACACAAAACAAAAUUCAUUACUAGCCACUAUAGGUCAACAUGUAAUUUCUAUAGUCUUAAAUGUUUGCCUUUUACAAGUGAACUCUGCAAUAAAGAAUAUAUAAUAACUUGUGCAACAAAUUCUAUCUCAAAAGGAACAAACUUGUUUUAGUAGCGUUUGUGUUAAAUGGAUGGAUGGGCAGCGGUAUGUUGGGACAAGACUGCAGGAACCUGAUUGGCCCACUCUUAUGACAACAAAAAUAUUAAAAGAUG